Molecule: messenger RNA, 1158 nt
Organism: Seminavis robusta
Lineage: Eukaryota; Bacillariophyta; Bacillariophyceae; Naviculales; Naviculaceae
Source: the annotation of a GenBank genome assembly
AUGAUGAUAGAAUCGAACCCAUCUACCGAGGAAAUAGGUACCGAUACCAGCAGGAGGACUCCAUCGUCAACUCAUAUCAGCGCCCCGGCUAAAAUCUUGGGUCUAGCCUUGGUGGCCUCACUCUUCACCCUCCAAUUUUUGCAAAGAGAUUUUGGGGUUUCUCGCAUUGCCACCACAGAUGAAACGUUGCCUGCAUUGCACCACAACGAGUUUCACUUGGCAUCCUAUCAAAGCUAUGGAUUCUUUGACGACAUUUCAUCCAAAGAUUGGAAGCUAUACAAACAACGGUUCCAAACUCAUCAUGACCAUCCGGAUGAGAAACGGCCAAAUCCCAGGCCAAACAUCAUGCCAGCAGUCUACUAUAUGAAUAACUAUGAUCCUCUCUUUACUUGUCCCCAUCCACGAAGGGUGGGUGGACAAGGUGAUGGCCCAAAGUGGACCUGUGAUCCCCAUCGACUGGAACGUGUGGCAAGAGAACGAAAAGAAAAGACUCAAGGAGGGCUACGGUCAAACAGUAAGGAACAAACAAAUUGCCUGAUCUAUUCUGUUGGAUCUGCAGGAAAGUACGAAUGGGAGGAAGCCUUGGCCAAGUCCUUUAUGAAAGAAGGACAGACGACUCAACAAAGCACUUGUGAAAUCCAUGUGUUUGAUUUCAGUAAAAACUACACGAAAGAAGGCCAUGCCAGCGAGCUCAACAUUCAUUUUCAUCAGUGGGGUCUGAAAAGCAGCUAUGAUGACAGCUUGCUUGAUGCCUGGAGGGUCAAACAAAGGGAUCGACUCUUUACACUUCCGGAAAUCAUGGAGAAGCUGGGUCACACUGGCUACACUAUUGACAUUCUCAAGAUUGAUUGUGAAUUCUGUGAAUGGUUCACCUAUGAGGAUUGGUUGAAACCCGAGUUGGACAUUCGACAGUUGCUCCUGGAAGUGCACAAUCUUCCAACAUCGCUACCAGACCCUCAGAAGAACAAAGGCGGACGGUACUUUCCGGUUUCCAUGUCACUCUCUCCCAAUAAAUUCUUUGAUGGCCUUGAAAAGGCAGGCUUUGCAAUGUUCAGCAAAGAGCCCAACAUUCAUCCACUGGCACAGGGAAACGGGGUUGAGUUUGCCUACAUUAAGCUACACCCAGAUUUCUUUAAAGCUGAGGAAGCUGUUGAGUAA